UUCCAAUAAAAAGUCAUGGGAAAGUUUUCUUUUCUUUUUUUCCCCUUUUCCGAUUAUAGUAGCCUUAAGAAGGCAGUCCAAACCACCCAGCAGUCAGAUUGGAAUUUUACAAAACUGCCUCUCACUUGGAAUAGCUAGCAACGAAAGGACCGCAGUUACCAACACAAUUUAAAGAAAGAGCCAGGUGCAGAGGAUGUCCAGAGCUGACUGGAGCUUCCUGGAGCACUUACUGGAGGAGGGGCAGGAGUAUUCGACGGGCGUGGGGCGGGUUUGGCUCACGGUGCUCUUCCUGUUCCGCAUGCUGGUGCUGGGCACGGCUGCCGAGUCCGCCUGGGACGACGAGCAGUCCGACUUCGACUGCAACACCCAGCAGCCAGGGUGUGAGCUGGCCUGCUACGACCAGGCUUUCCCCAUCUCCCACUUCCGCUACUUCGUCCUGCAGGUGAUCUUCGUCUCCACGCCCACCAUCUUCUACUUCCUCUACGUGGCCGUUCGGGUCAGGCGGGAGCAGAAGCAUGAAGGCGGGGGGGAGGGCGGGCGGACGGGCGGAGAGGUGGAGAGGGGAGCCUCCAAUGACGUUGUACAGUCAGAACAAGAUGACAAAGAGCAAGGGGAGGGGAAGAAAGAUGGCGGUGGGAACAGCAAGAAGAACCAAGCGGAGAGACCCGUGUUGAAAGGCAAGCUUCUGGGCGCCUACACUGUCAGCAUCGUCCUGAAGGUCCUCUUGGAAGUGGGCUUCAUCAUGGGCCUGUGGUACCUGUACGGCUUCGUCAUCCACGCCCGGCACGAGUGCAAGCGCUGGCCCUGCCCGCACACGGUGGACUGCUUCGUCUCCCGCCCCACCGAGAAGACCAUUUUCACCAUCUACAUGCAGGCCAUCGCCGCCAUCUCCGUGCUCCUCAACAUCGUGGAGCUCCUCCACCUUCUCCAGCGGUCCGUCACCCACCACCUGGAGAAGAAGUACCUGGGCAAGACCCCUGUGACCGUGCAGAUAGACACGAUGCCGUCCAGGCUGGUCGUCCCCGAGGAGCCCGCCCUAUCCUACCACGAGAGGGGACACUUGUACCUCCCCAUGGAUGACGCUGGCUUUUCCCGACCGGCGCCGGAGAGCGGGUUAAACUGGGCCGUCCCUGACGGAGGGUCUGCCGCCAUGGGCUCACUCUCACAGCCACUCCCCAGCUAUUCCACCUGUAUGAGAGCCAUGAAGCCCACGUCACAUAGACCGUCCUCUAAAGACUCCUCUCACAGCGGACAGAGCAGGAAGUCCAAGAGAAGGGACAGGGACAGGGACUUGAAGCAUAAGCAGUAUGUAUGAAGGUCCACAGAGGGCUUCUGCCAUAAAUAAACUGUGUACACUGGAAAAAGAGUACCGAGCAGAAUCCUCAUGUGAGGAGCAGGGGCUUGACCGUAAACAUGAGGGAACAUGCACUUUUCAUGCCUUAGGGGAUUGUGGAAACAGUGAGGCCCUCUCCUUUUUUGGCUGGAGGACUAUUAGGAGCAUUUUUCGUGUGAAUAGUCUAAAGUCUCUAUGGUCUCAGCGGCCAAACCCUGUGCAUAUUUUUGGCGACGAACCGACUUGAACCAAUAAUUACACAUAGGGUGGAGCCACGCCAAGCUAUGGAGCACUUCUGCUUGGUACUGCUUGCCACUAGGGUUAAGGAGUGCAUCAUGGAAAAAAAAACACUGGAUGGAAAUAUACUUCUAAAAACAGCUCUUUUUUGGACCUUACAAACAUAGCACAUAAAGCAAAGAUUAAAUGUGAUUUAUGUAGGGAAAAACUGGGCAGAGAUUUGAAUCUUUCCAUAAUGUUAUUCCUUUGCCCAGCAUACACCCCUUAUCCAG
This is a messenger RNA of Megalops cyprinoides (Indo-Pacific tarpon), 1842 nucleotides long. RefSeq names its product gap junction protein alpha 4 (gene gja4). The transcript is spliced from 2 exons. Bases 194 to 1315 code for a protein of 373 amino acids. Gene Ontology annotation, biological process: cell communication. Gene Ontology annotation, cellular component: connexin complex. NCBI's taxonomy places the organism in Eukaryota, Metazoa, Chordata, Actinopteri, Elopiformes, Megalopidae. The record is from RefSeq and is a predicted model, not a curated record.